CAGUUGGGACUUUCUCACAUCCUCCCUUCGUACCGGCAGUGGGGUUCAAGUCAGGGGGGGACACUGGCAGAUGGACUGACCGAUAGCCUCGUUAAUCUGGUAAAAUAAGGGAUUUUUUAGUAUCUUCCUGGCUCUUUGGGAAGACCAUGGCUCUCUUCAGGAUCCAUCAGGAGGGUUUUCUGGUGGUUUUACUGCAGAUUGUCUUGAUUUGUUCCGCUCAGAGGGGCGCGGUUGGUCCCAGAGGCCCCCCUGGACCGCCUGGGAUCGUUGGAGUACCUGGAGUGGAUGGAAUCGACGGUGAUAGAGGGGAGGACUCCAAUGUAACUGGACCGCCGGGUAUUCCCGGGGAUAAUGGAAAAGACGGGUCUCCAGGAGCUUCAGGCCGUCUAGGAGCAGAUGGACCGGUGGGACCCCCAGGGAAUCCAGGCCCUGUGGGACAGAAAGGCUCCAAAGGGGAACGUGGAGCUCGGGGACCUGCAGGAGAACCAGGGGUAGGACCUGAUGGGACUGAUGGUAUUCCUGGUACUGAUGGGCUACCAGGUGAACUGGGGAGAGCUGGACCUCCUGGAUCGAGAGGGAGGAGAGGUCCCGUCGGUCUACCAGGUCUUGCUGGUCCUCGGGGACCUCCAGCUGUUUACCAGGGGGAGGAUCUGUGCCCGAACGCCUGCCCCCCAGGUCUGACUGGAUAUUCUGGACUCCCUGGAAUGAAAGGCCACAAAGGGGCUAAGGGCGAAUCAGGUGAGCCCGGAAGACAAGGACACAAGGGAGUGGAGGGCGAUCAGGGACCCCCCGGUGAAGUUGGAGCUCAAGGACUGCCAGGCCCUGGUGUGAAAAGAGGGGCUCCAGGAAUAAUGGGCCCCAAAGGAGAACGGGGGCCUCGUGGGAGCCCCGGUGAUGUAGGGCCUCGGGGAGCUCUGGGAGCACCAGGGGAUCCGGGUCAACGAGGAGGAUCAGGAGAGAGCGGACAGAUAGGAGUACAGGGGGACCGAGGCCCUCCAGGAAUCAGGGGCGUUCCAGGGCCAAAAGGAGAACCUGGCCUCCCUGGUCCAGAUGGUCGUGAAGGAAUACCUGGGUUGCCUGGUUCUAAGGGUCCUCCAGGUAAAAGCGGAGCUCCAGGUGAUGCAGGCCCACAGGGACUUUCUGGUUUACCCGGUUCAUAUGGCCAGAAAGGACACAGCGGUGCAAAGGGAAGCACAGGGGACAGAGGAGUCGUGGGACUGAUGGGGUCUCCAGGAAAACAAGGGGAGCGAGGAGACCAGGGGGAAGUUGGACCGGCUGGGCCCAGAGGAGGAAAUGGUGAACGUGGAGAGACAGGACCUAAUGGACCUCCUGGGAUACCAGGAGCCAGGGGAAGCAAAGGGGACCCAGGCUUUCCAGGGCUUCCUGGUCCGGCUGGUUAUCGAGGCCAAAAGGGGGACCGGGGUUCUGUUGGACUCACUGGCCCUAAAGGAGACCAGGGACCUGCAGGCGCUGAAGGAACCCCCGGAGAUAAAGGCGAAGUGGGCGAUCAAGGAGAACCAGGAGAGAAAGGAUCGCAAGGACCACCAGGAGAGACGGGAAACAAAGGAGCUGAGGGGGGCCGUGGGCCGCCAGGCAAAGAGGGCAAGCCGGGUCAGGCAGGACCACGAGGCAUGCAGGGAGAUACAGGGGUACCGGGCCUACCUGGGCACCAGGGUCCAGCGGGCAAAGCCCCGACGGACAGACACAUCAAACAGGUCUGCAUGAGAGUCAUGCAAGAGCAGCUGGCCCAGUUGGCGGCCAGCCUGAGCAGACCAGAAUCCGGCGUGGCCGGGCUCCCCGGCCCUCCUGGCCCACCUGGACCUCCAGGCUCUCCCGGAGAGAAUGGAUUUCCAGGCCACACCGGGUCAAGAGGUCUCCCUGGUUUGAAGGGUCCACCUGGGUUAAUCGGACUCAAAGGACCGAAAGGCGACCAAGGGGACAGAGGUGACAGGGGGCCCACAGUGAGGGGACCCAAAGGGGAACCUGGCGUUCCUGGACUACCAGGUGAACCCGGGCGAGCCGCCUAUGGUGUGAACGGCCGUGAUGGAGAGCGGGGACCGCGCGGCGUUCUUGGAAUCAAUGGCGUUCCGGGAUCUCCGGGGCCCGCUGGCAGGAACGGCUACUGCGAGCCGUCGCAGUGCGUCCCUGCUAUGGUGCCGCCGCCCAGCUUUGGAAAGAACUCUGAGACGAAGGGCCCCAGCGAGAUGUGAGCGGGACAGAAGCUGAGCACAAAACCUCAGCUGCACAAAAGUCUUGUUUUUAUAAAGCCACCUUCGAGGUUACACUGACAUCAAUGUGGACUCUAAAUACCAUCCAACCAGCUUUUUCCAAUUUCCUUACCUCAGUUGUUCCAUCUCUGUACCGUAAAAUGUCAGGAUCCAUAAUGAAAUCCUUGUAGACAAAUGUAAAAGCUAACGUACUCGGUUCCGUAUGUUUCUGUAAAUGUGUCAAUAUAUAUAACUGGAGACCAGUAGUCUGAUAGUAUUUAAGCGCCUCACAGAUGUUGGUCAAAUGUGAUCAUUUCUGGACAGAAGGAUGGUGACGCGUGAACGAACUCGACACAGUUUUGUAUGUUUUCUUAUUUAUUGCAUCGAGGUUCAAUGUUUUCUCUGCAAGUUGUACAAAGGAGGAAAUACACACAUUUUGGUAACCUGUUC
This is a messenger RNA of Cyprinodon tularosa, 2657 nucleotides long. It is a transcript of the gene col9a1a, whose product is annotated as collagen, type IX, alpha 1a. Bases 147 to 2210 code for a protein of 687 amino acids. NCBI's taxonomy places the organism in Eukaryota, Metazoa, Chordata, Actinopteri, Cyprinodontiformes, Cyprinodontidae. The record is from RefSeq and is a predicted model, not a curated record. The transcript is spliced from 32 exons.